This is a messenger RNA of Odocoileus virginianus texanus, 1556 nucleotides long. Lineage: Eukaryota; Metazoa; Chordata; Mammalia; Artiodactyla; Cervidae. The record is from RefSeq and is a predicted model, not a curated record.
CAAUUGCGGUCAUGCAAUGAAGCAUCCAUAAAAGCCCCAAAAGAUGGGACUCGGAGAGCUUUCAGGAUGAAAAUCCAGCUGGUGGACUGGGGUUUUCUAUUGCAUUGAUGUCAAAACCACAUCUUCCAGAAACUACUCUAGGACCCCCUGAUGCAUCCAACUUGGUCACAGCACCCACAAGCACACAUGCUUCUGACCUACAACAAUGGGGGAAUUACCUAGAGAAGUUCUACCAAUUGCCAAGGUACACAUAUAAGUCUGAAAGGAAGAGCAAAACUAAUGUGAUUGUUGAGACACUUAAAAGAAUGCAGCGAUUCUUCGGGCUGAAUGAGACAGGGAAGCCAAAUGAGGAAACCUUGGAGAUGAUGAGAAAGCCUCGAUGUGGAGUGCCCGACUCGGGGGGCUUUAUGAGAACCCCAGGAAACCCCAAGUGGGAAAAAACUCAGCUGACCUACAGGAUUGUGAACUAUACCCCGAACUUGACAAGGACGGAUAUAGAAGCACUUAUUGAGGAAGCCUUUAAAGUCUGGAGUGACGUGUCACCCCUGACCUUCAACAGGACCCUGGACAAAGAAGCGGACAUCCAGAUUUCUUUUGCCCGAAAAGAUCAUGGGGACAAUUCCCCAUUUGAUGGACCCGAUGGAAUUCUUGCUCAUGCCUUUCAGCCAGGCCCAGGUAUUGGAGGAGAUGUUCAUUUUGAUGCAGAAGAAACAUGGACCAAAACCCCUGAAAAUUACAACUUGUUUCCUGUUGCUGCCCAUGAAUUUGGCCAUUCCUUGGGGCUGGCUCACUCCUCCGAUCCUGGGGCCCUGAUGUAUCCCAACUACGCUUUCAGUGACCCCAGCACCUACACACUGCAUCAAGAUGACAUCAAUGGCAUCCAGGCCAUUUAUGGACCCUCAAGCAACCCUGUCCAACCUACUGGACCAACCACCCCCACAGCCUGCGACCCCAGACUGACGUUUGACGCUAUCACCACACUCCGUGGAGAAACACUCUUCUUCAAAGACAAGUACGUCUGGAGGAAGCACCCUCGGCUACGAAUGAUCGAAUUCAAUUUAAUUUCUCUCUACUGGCCUUCCCUGCCAAACGGCAUACAGGCUGCUUAUGAGGAUUUUGACAGGGACCUGAUUUUCGUAUUCAAAGGCACACAGUACUGGGCUCUGAGUGGCUAUGACACUCAGCAAGGUUAUCCCAAGCAUAUAUCAAACUAUGGCUUCCCGAGCAGUGUCCAAGCAAUUGAUGCAGCUGUUUCCUACAGAGGAAAAACGUACUUCUUUGUAAAUUACCAAUUCUGGAGAUAUGAUGACCAAAGUCAAUCUAUGGAACCAGGCUAUCCCCAAAGCAUAGAAGAAUUUUUUCCAGGAAUAAAUAGUAGAGUUGAUGCAGUUUUCCAGGAGAAUUCCUUCUUCCUUUUCUUCAGUGGACCAAGAUAUCAUGCAUUUGAUUUUCAUGCUCGUAGAAUUACUAGAGUCGGCAAAAGCAAUAGAUGGCUUAACUGUAGAUACAGUUGAAGCAAAAUUAAAUGUGAUUGUAUCCAUUUUCUGAAUAUGGAA